Oncorhynchus gorbuscha (pink salmon) is the source of this 2266-nucleotide messenger RNA. Its product is annotated as dynein light chain 2, cytoplasmic. Gene Ontology annotation, cellular component: cytoplasmic dynein complex. NCBI's taxonomy places the organism in Eukaryota, Metazoa, Chordata, Actinopteri, Salmoniformes, Salmonidae. The record is from RefSeq and is a predicted model, not a curated record. Gene Ontology annotation, biological process: microtubule-based process; cilium assembly. The transcript is spliced from 4 exons. The coding region runs from base 784 to 1053 and encodes 89 amino acids. Gene Ontology annotation, molecular function: dynein light intermediate chain binding; dynein intermediate chain binding.
GGGAUGGUUGGGGAUUAUAUUUAGUAAAGUCUCUUUAUUACUUAAAUUUACUUUACUCUUUCAGUUUAGCAUUUUCAAUAAAAUCCUGAAAAGACAUACCUGUUUUUUUAUUUUGAGUGAAUGUUAAAGCUGAUCUUCAUGGCCCUAUGAUGUAAUAAGAGAAGAUACAUGCUUAUUUGUAGACCUAAUUGAAAACCACAGUAAACCAUCUACGCGGUUUCCCGGACACAGAUUCAUUUUAGUCCUGGACUAAACUAUUUCAAUGGAGAUUCAUAAUUUACUGUAUGUUUUAGUCCAGGACUAGGCUUAAUCAAGAAAUAACUGAAUAUAAACUCUGAAAUAAGUGAUUACAGCCUGUUAAGAAUUGUAUGCGGUAGUGAGGAAAUGUAAUUCCAAGCAGAUAUUUAUAUACAUCUCACAUAGACAAUAAAAUCCAGUAAAAACAUGGAUUAUAUUUUUAUGAAAUGAUCCGUUUAUAUCUCUCAUACAUUCAUUGGUGCUGAUAUCAAUAAACUAACACAUCGAGCAUAAUAAAUACUCGGUUAACAGCUGAGUUUGCCAGGAGGCCUUCUCUACUUACCUCACCAUGUAUUGUUAACGAUGCAUUGUGGGAUGAAAUAAGAUGCUGGCAGAGAAGAGCUGCUAGAAAAUGCUCAAAACACAAGAAGAGGUGGCAGCUCAGCCAAUGGCAGGCACGAUCCAUCAAGUAAGCAAAGCUUGAUAUCCACUAAGGGGAAUUACCUGAUUACGAAGGGGAUAGUAUCAGCAUCUCCUAUAUAAGGCAUGACUGACAGGAAGGCAGUAAUCAAGAAUGCUGACAUGUCUGAGGACAUGCAGCAGGAUGCAGUGGACUGUGCUACCCAGGCCAUGGAGAAGUACAAUAUAGAAAAGGACAUUGCAGCCUACAUAAAGAAGGAAUUUGACAAGAAGUACAACCCUACAUGGCAUUGCAUUGUUGGAAGGAACUUCGGCAGCUACGUCACUCAUGAGACAAAGCAUUUCAUCUACUUCUACUUAGGGCAGGUGGCCAUCCUCCUCUUCAAGUCUGGCUGAGUUCUCUUUGAGGCCUGGAGUGCCUCUCUUCUCAACAUGGACUGUAAUGCACUGGUGGCUGAUGUCACAACUUCCCACACACUUCAAAUAUUAAAAUUAAAACAUACCAUGAUACACAACUGGCUGUGCGCAACUGCAUGGACUACGAUGUACCAUAUUUAAUGUGUAUAUGUUACAGUAAAAAUAUUACUUUUCACUAGUUUCCAUAAAAUGCAACUGGAAGAGAUUUUUGUUAAUGCUACAUUUUGUUAAAAUUAAUUUGUAAAUGCUUUAACAGUGGCCUUUGAUUGUAUAAUAAAGGAAAGCUAGAGAUUGUAGUUGUGCAUCUGCUUUCCCCCAGAGCUGUUUUGUUUUUGAUGACUUCUGUCCUGUCAUUUUAAAUGUGUUGAGUUGCUCAAGACGUUGACUUACUACAGCAGUUUGUAAUACCUGUAUAUUGCCAGAGGUACAAGUGAGCCUAGAGCAGUGUAUUUGGUCAUGUCGUCCCAGAUUUGCAACUGCUGUUAUCGAUCCCAUUAUCUCACAAUCUUAUUUCAUGAGCUGGACUGACAUUUUUCUAUUGCUAUUUGUAUUCCAAGCUAGUAGAGUUCCUAUGCCAACUUGUUUAGAUGCUUGGAGGUUCCAUUUGCAGAGGGUUGACACCAUCCACACUUGAACCUAUUCUGGCUGUGCAACAAAGGACUGAAUGUUGGCGUUCAGGUCCUUUUGUAGACUUUCAAAUUGUAAGAAAAUAUUAAUCAUUAGUGGUUACAUUUUUUAAAAUUGUAUUUGCUAUUUUGGUUGGUUCUGUUUAUAGUUUAAUGCAAAUUGUAUGAUUUGCACAGACGUACCUCUUAUUGUUCUCAGUUCAUGGGCACCUGAACUCAAUUGCACUUCACUAAAGGGAUAUUUCAGCAAUGAGGCCCUAGAUCUACUCCCCCAGAGUCCGAUUCACUUGAUACCAUUGUCUGUCCAGUGUGGAGGAAGUUGGUCGUUUCGUGAGCUUAACGCCAACUAGCGUUGGUGUAAUGACUUGAAGUUGCUAGUAGAUAACCAUAGACUUCCAGUCAUCGCGCUAACGGAUCAAAGUUUUAAUUGACUCAUGGCAAGUAGCUAAAGGGCCUCGUUACCAAAAUGCUGAAGUGUCCCUUUUAAAGGUGUCCAGUAAACUUGGAAACUUUAAUAUAGUCAAUGUAUAUUCAAGCCAAUGAUUAAACGUUUCAUUGUAUCCUGA